This is a messenger RNA of Thamnophis sirtalis, 1107 nucleotides long. The record is from RefSeq and is a predicted model, not a curated record. NCBI's taxonomy places the organism in Eukaryota, Metazoa, Chordata, Lepidosauria, Squamata, Natricidae.
CUUCUCGAUAGUUACUUUGAAGUAUACCAACAUGCUUUAGAUUCAGAAGAAAGAUUUGCAUUGGCCCAAGUAAUAACUAACAUCAUGUACAGACGUCCUCGAUUUGAUUUCCACCUUGGGUAUUUUGUGAACACCUACAGAGAUGAAUGCACUUGUCUCAAGCUUCACCUCUGCUUGGUGAGAGAUAUUAUGCACCGACAGAUAGAGAAUCAACGUAAAUAUAAUUAUCAAAUUUGGUGUGGUGGUCCUAAAGGUUGUAUCUCUGAAUUUGGCUUCCCCACAUAUAUAGUUACAAAACAGUUAAUUGCUCUCAGUAACAGCACUACAGCUCUGAAGAACAUGUAUUUAUUGGAAUUCCAUUCCUCCCUUGGCCUAGUAUCUUUAAUUCCUAAAGCUCUAGAUCAUGCCCUUCAAGAGUUCCAACAAAUCUGUAGGCCAAACACAGCCAGUGCGGCCAUUCAUUUGGAGGAACAAAUACUUCUACUUUCGCUGGAUGGAUGGAUGACGAUGGAAAAUCCAGAAUCUUUUUAUGGCGCUCAAAUUCAGAGAGAUAUAUUUGCAGAUGUUCUGGUUGAGAAUCCUCUUAUUAUAAGAGAAAUCGUUACUUUAGCCUUGAAAUCGGUAUCAGAAGAAGAACAGCGACCAAGUAAAGAAAAACAAACUAUUACUUUGAAUGUCUUUUCAAGACUCCUUGAACUCCUAACUCUCCGUCAUCGGUUGAUUGAGGCAGCAGUAGAAGGGGCACAACUCGGCAGACUGUACAAAGAAUUUGCAAAAGAAAUGGGCUUUAAUGAGUUUCAUUUAUACUUACGGCCUGUGUACUUUGAAUGUGCAACUCACAAAGAGAAGGCUGACCAGUUCUCACCAAUAUUCAUUGCUUCACUUCUAGAAGAUCAGGACCUUAACCUGGACAGAUAUAUUCCUUCUAACUUAAUGUUAGAAAUCCAAGAUAUAGACAAUCAAAUUGGAAAAUUUAGCUUUUGCACCAGGGAGAGCAUUCUGCAGGUAACUGAAAUAUUCUUUAUUCCUGUCUCAAAGCUAUUAUAUUACUUCAUUUUACUCUUCCGGCCCCUUUCCUAUUUGUUUUAUUUUGUACUAAAUCAGUAG